Mizuhopecten yessoensis (Yesso scallop) is the source of this 1040-nucleotide messenger RNA. RefSeq lists its product as uncharacterized. Bases 35 to 928 code for a protein of 297 amino acids. The transcript has a single exon. The record is from RefSeq and is a predicted model, not a curated record. Lineage: Eukaryota; Metazoa; Mollusca; Bivalvia; Pectinida; Pectinidae.
AUUCAGCACCAGAAAACAACUCCUAGAAGAACAUAUGAAAACCAUUUGUUCUAAAAUAACAUUUUUCCAAAACAAGAUGUCAACGCAGGGCUGUACUUACAAAGCGUUCACCAAUACCAUUGGUUUAAUGAAGAAAGAUGUAGGUUUUCAGAGGGAAAGAUUUAAGGCAGAAGUAGAUUCUGUCGUGGAUGCAUUGCUGGCUGAAUUAUCAGUAAUAGAAAAAGAGGAAGCAACCACGUACCAGAAAGAUUACCAACAUUCAGAGAAAAACAUCGGAGAGCUGACGCGUCUGCUUGCAACAGUGGAAAUGACUGAUACAUGGUGUAUGUCAAUGAUUGAAACAGAAAUGUCAUUGCGGACGACUCUACCCUCGUAUGAUGUUAAUGUGGAAGAUGCUGUACCCAAACUACCCAGCUUUGUUACUGGACAUAUCAACCGUUUGUUGGUGGCAAAAAUGGUAGGUGAGCUAAAUCACCAGAACCAGUACCAAAAGAUAGAAAUCGGCAGUAGACCUGUUCAACCCCUUUCAAAGUUCACUGUUCAUCAGCAAAAUCACAUAUUGGGUAUAUGUCCUGUCGACAACUAUCAUGCGUGGUUAUCAAUACAUCAAUACAAGGGUCUUGUUCUUGUUAACAGAGAGGGCAUUGUCUCAGAAACGAUAGAGCUGGACUUUUGUCCUUACAGAAUCGCAAUGGUCGGAAUGACAAGCAUACUCAUGACCAGUUUUCCACUCAGCUCAUGUGUGUAUAAACUUUCACUACUUAACAAACAAGUGACAACAUUUUCAGACAUCAGACUUUGUAAGGUAAAUGACAUAAGCAUCAACAGAUCGGAUGCUGUGUUCGUUAUGACAGAUACAUCUGAGGUUGUGGUGCUGAAUCCGUUAGGUACGAUUGUGAGGAGUUUCCGGUGUGGAAUUAAUGGGUAGCAGAUUGCAUGUUUGUCGUCAGGAGACAUUGCAGUGUCGGACAUGAGUAUGGUAUUAAUAUUAGCGGUCAAAUCUGGAACAACCAAAUAUCAAUGGACUGGUGAACUCAACA